Molecule: messenger RNA, 7161 nt
Organism: Ochlerotatus camptorhynchus
Lineage: Eukaryota; Metazoa; Arthropoda; Insecta; Diptera; Culicidae
Product: exportin-4-like
Exons: 7
Coding region: 653-4066 (1137 amino acids)
Biological process (GO): protein export from nucleus
Cellular component (GO): cytoplasm; nuclear pore
Molecular function (GO): nuclear export signal receptor activity; small GTPase binding
Source: RefSeq, a predicted model, not a curated record
CUCACGCUGCUUUUCCGUCCGAGGAGGAAAACUCGCACUUCUCCACUGUUCGUCGCCCGAAAGACAUUGUGCGUGAAAAAAUAGUGAAGAACCUUUCUUUUUUAUUAUUUUCCCAGCAAAUCCCACAACUAGCGAUCCCGAAAAGUGAGUGAAAACAUACCUCCCGUCGUUUCCCGUGUAGUGCUGUAGUGUACGUGUGUGUGGAAGGCAAUUUGGACCGGAAGCCGAUUUUAGCCGAUCCCAAACUGGGCCCCAAAAUUUUCACAAUUCCCGAACCCCAAUCAGGAGCACCAGCAGCAGCGGUAGCUGCAGCAGCAGACAGGGACAAGAAUCUCGUGCUAGGAGAGCAAAAAAAAAAAGAUCACGACGACGACAGCGACGGACCCGUGUUGAAAUAAGAAACCUGAUAGUGUUCCGAAUGGCCCCAAGAAAGUAGGAAAAUACAGAAAAAAACUGGCAGCGGUAGCAGUUUUUGGACUGCUUUUAUUUGUAUAAGGGAAUUUUUACCACAGUGAAGACGGAAUUUGUUGAUCCAACACGUCUAGCCAUAGAAGAGGUCUGAAUAAGGCGAAGAAAUUCGCGAACGUGGUCGUGAUUGAUUGCGUGGAAAGAAUCUUCCUCGCUGCUUUCGAUUAAGACCCAAGAGAUCACAAUGGAGGAGUCGUACCUAAAGGAUUUGGAAACGGCUGCUCACAUCAUAAUGGCCCCACCAACGGUGGUCAGCAAGGAGCAGCGGCAACAGUCGGAAAGCAUCUUCAUGAACUUCCGCAAAACCAAAUCCCCAUACGUCCUGUGCCAGACCAUCCUGGAGAAAUCCGUCGUCGAUUUGGUACUGUUCGAGGCUGCCGACGUCCUGAAGAAGGCCGUCAUUGCCGAAUGGAAGUACAUUCCCGAUCACGACAAAGCAUCCCUGCGUCAGUAUCUGCUGAACUACAUCAUUCAACGGGACAUUCCAGUAUUCAUUCGGGACAAACUGCUCCAGGUGGUAGCGAUCAUGAUAAAACGUGCCAGCCUGGAGGAUGUCGGUGCCGAGCGGGGUCAAAUUAUUGAAGAGACGAAGAAGAUGCUCACUUCCGGUGACGUGAAGCAGCAAAUCCUAAGCUGCAGCAUCAUAUUGGCCAUAUUGGAAGAGUACUGCAACAUAGUUCGAUCGGACGAUACCGGUCUGACGACGUACGAACACUUCCGGGCAAAGAAGCAAUUCGAGGAUUCGGAUUUGCUCAAGGUCUUCGUCAUGACACUGCAAUCGAUGGAAGAGUUGAUUAAAAUGUUCGAUGCUAGCAAUUCGAUGCAUUUGUAUCUGUUCAAGCAGAUGCUUUCGGUAAUGGAAACUAUACUGACGUGGGGAUUUUUGCUGCCCAAGUUGCAAAUUGUACGAGUCCUGCAGCCCUCGCUAUCGAAGAAAAUUAUCGAUACGUCGGAAACGGUGACCAAAGCUUUGCAUGCACCACCGUUGCGAUUGCAUGUCCAGUGGAAAAAUAUUAUCUUCGAGCCGAAGCUGUUGGAGAUAUUCUUCUACAUAUACUGGAAGACGAGAGAUAACGAAGAACUGCAACCGAAAGCGCUGAUCUGUAUCCUGCAGUUAUCCACGUUAAAAGGACCGAUCAUUACCGAAAACAAGGACGAAAGCAUGACCUACUUGGUGAACUACUUAACGCAUUUUCUUUCCAUGCUUUCCACAAUCGAAAUCAAAGAGAAGGAAGCGUACAGCUUUUCGCUCAUCCUGCGAAAAUUACUCCAACUUCUUCCCCGUGCUGAAAUCAAAGGGCUACCGAAUAACCUGUUCGAGGCAUUCAUGCAGCAAACUCUGACGUUGACGUUGAAGUUCAUCGAGCUCUCAGCGAUGGAGGAAGCUAUGUCUCCCGACGAAACGGUCUACAUCGACGCACUGGGUAACCUGCUGGAGAUUUGGCUGCACAUUCUGAACGACAAGGAAAACUAUCCCGUCGAAGUGAUGGUGCCCUUUAUAACGCAAAUGUUUGAGAAGUAUAUUCAGUACCACCUGGCCGCACCGGAUGGAAUGCGUGGUGUUGGGCGUGACGGGGAGGCAAUCGAUGAGAUUGCAGAAUUCGAAGAAUCCGACCGGGAACGCUUCAAGGAGCAACUGAUCAUCAUCGGAUACUUUGGGAGAGAAAUUCUGUCUCAUUCCUUACCUUUGCUGUCGAAACUGCUGGAAGACCGUACCCGCAGCUUGGGAACGCAGCUCCAUAUGCUUCAUUCGACUAAAACAAUGAGCGUUAGCAGUUCGAAAACGUUGGUAAACUUGUUCGAGGACAUUCACUGGAUCUUGCUUAUUACCGGACAUGUGUUGGCUCUGGAAGCGGACGGGGAGUCGGCGAUGAUUCCGUCGGAGAUUCUGCAUAUUUGCAAUCAACAUAUUGUUAACAAUGUGACAGACGUCAACAAUAGUUUGAAGUUGUUGGCUUCUCCCAAUCAGGACAUCCAGGAGAUCCCAAAUGCCGAGGUCAAUGCAGAUCCGGUGAUUCGGCUGAUUGCCGCUGGCUUCCGAUUGUGCGAGUUGGAGAAAAGUGCCAUCGAAGUUCGGAUGUAUCAGUUCCUAAGUCCCGAGUUGAGCACCACGUUGGUUUGGUUCCUGCGGCGUUGGUCCGAUGCAUAUUUGAUGCCACUGAAAGAGGAUACGGUUAGUGCGACCUUCAAGCAAGCGUUCGGAGCUGGAUCACACGGAUCGGUGUGGGUGAUAAAUUAUUUGCUAAAUAAGAUUUGUACGAAUGCGCAAUUUCUGCGUUCCGAACAGUCCGUUAUUGAGGAAACUUGCGAACUGUUCCUAGUGCUUCUGAGCCGGAAACAACGGUGUCAAGCGAUCUUCAAUUCGGAAUUCUUCCGGUCGAUCUGCGACCUGAAGAGUGUGGACCUGCCGGUGUCAAUCAAGCGGAAACUGCUGAAAGGUUUUGUGAUGGUUGCUGCCAGCGUGGAGAGCGAUGAGUUGCGAGCUGACUAUCUGGGGAAGAUUUUGUUGCCCAUCGAAGAGAAGUACAAAAUGUUGAUCUCACAUCAAAAUUUCCAAUCCGUCUAUCAGAAUGAGGAUGUCAAGCUGAAGGUGAUUGAAAUCCUGGAGGGACUAAUCGGUUGUGUGCAGGGUGCUUACUCGAACUCGCUGACGAUCAUUUUUGCUAAAAUCCAAGGAAUAUGCAAAGAGCUUCCGACAUUCCUGGAUCUGUAUCGUAAUUAUAUGCUAAUCGUCGAGCUCAUCCUGGAGCUGGUGUGUGAAAUCGUCUCCAACAUCGCCAAUGCAUCAUCGGAGAAGGCCAUCCGGACGGCCAUCCUGGAGUGCUGCUUCUCCGUGAUUCGAAUCUACGUGAAAAAUAACACCAACCGAGUGGCGCUCGACAAGGACAGCGAUCCGGUCGAUUUGAUUCUCAUCCUCAAGCUGAUCAACAACCUGACGUCGAAGUUGCUCUUUUCGGACGACUUUGCCGGCUCGGACGAAACCAAUGCCCAGACGUCGGAGAUUUGCAUUUUCGGCAUCACGCACAUCGUGCCGCUGAUAACGAUCGAUCUGAUCAAGUAUCCGGAUCUCUGCCUGCAGUACUACAGUACAAUUACUUCCUUCAUCGAGGAAAAGUCGCAUAUUAUUCCUACCUUGCAUCCGGACCUGCUGAAACAGCUGCUCGGGUCGAUCGAGCUUGGCCUAAGUUCCUUCACGUCGGAGAUUGAGUGCAGGUGUUUGGAGUUCCUGGAGAUCUACGCCAACAGUGUGUACUUCAAUCAGGACCCGCAGGCGCCGAUGGCACAGCUGCUGCUUCCUUUCCUCAAGCUGAUGCUGGACAUGAUCUUCGGCCAGAAGAUCGACCUGAAUAACACGAUGGACUGGUACCGGACGGUGUUUGUGUUGAUCUGUUGCUUCCCGGAGCAUUUCAAGGAAUUGCUGCACAACUUCCUCAGCGAGCAGUUCGAUUCGGAGGCAAGCAUGGGUAAGGACCUGGCGGCCAGUAGCAUGGCUCUGGUGAACAAUAUCGAGUUUGUGAACAAUCGGUUGACCAAGUCGAAGUUUGUCGAUAAGUUCGACAAGUUUGUCACGUUGGUUAGCACGAUGGUGAAGAAGUAAGCUACAGUAAAGCGUGUUUCAGUUCUACGUAGGCUACGACCGGUAAGUUGGAAAACAGUUCUGUUGUUUCUUGUUAUUAGUGAUUAAACCUAGUUGUUAUUCGUUGUUUUUUUUUUUUGAAGAGACAAUGAACGGUGUAGCUUGACGUCAGGCAGAUUAUCACCAAGUGAAAUUGGAAUUAGAAAUUUUUUUUUUUUGACAAAUUCACACCGUAAUCGCUUUCUAUAGAUUACUUUUACAAAUACACGAACAGGAAGAAUUGAGUGAAAAGCAUUUUCAUCUGAAAGUGAUAUGAUUCGACAAACAUACAGUGUAUCGCACAAUUGAGCGUACAUCUGAGUGAACAAUGUUGUAAAACACUGUGCAUAGAUAGAUUUUUGAAAUCUUGGUUGGUGGUUGAACAACUGUUUAUUGAUUUAUCGGACUUGGACUUUAUUGACAGAGCCGAUAUGAAGUUAGAGCAAUUUGAGUAAAACGCUCGAUUUGCAUUUUUUUUUUCGUAGUGGGCAGAUUUUAGUAAAAAUUGUGUUAUUUUAAAGAUAUUUAUUAUGACUUCAAUAGAGCAAAAUUUCAAAAAUUCGGUGCAGUGUAUUUCAAGAAAAAGUAGUUUUUUGAGAAAAGGCGUUUUUCUAACUUUUUACUCACUCAACCAAAUAAGCCACACCGAUAAAUGUUUGAUGAGCCAGCAGCUAAAAUUUCAGAAAUCUGUCUUUUUAAAUUGUGCUGUUUUCCUAAAAUUUAUGGACAGCCGUACGCUCAAUUUUGCGAUACACUGUAGAUCAAAUGACACAAUGAACGUGAAUGACCUAUUAGGAAUAAAUGGUAACACCAACAGUCAGAUCGAUGGGUAUCGGAUGAUUCUACUUAGAUUAAAUAGGAAAACUUUUCUACAUUUUGAAGGCUGUUUUGUGUCUUCUCUCUGUUGUACUGUUCUAAGUUACUUUUUUUAUGGCCGUCUCUUUGAAUGUUUGCAACGUUUCUUCGGAAAGCGCCGGAAGUGUUUUGUAUAGAUGGUGAACGAUCGUGAUCGUGUAAAACUAUUGUAGAUAGGAACGUGUACUUAGAUAGGGAUAACAAUUGGAGCAGGUAUUUUCAUCUUUGCGCAAAUUUCCGUUUCGAACGUCUGUGUUUAUGAGGAAUGAAAUUUUUGGCAGGAAAUCCGGUAAUACUUUCCACUCUUAAGUAGAGAACUAUACAUAGUUGUUCAAACAAUUCCAUGGCCUUUCUCCUGUUGAUAGAAUUGAUCUUACUCUUAUUGAACGUAAUCUGUCGAAAUUGGACAUCUUUCUCUGGAGCACUAUUCCCAGCUUAUGGCAUACAACCACAACACAACAAUCACUUACAAAAUUGUACGUUUACUCUUUUUUCUGUUAACGUGAAGAUCCCCUGUAGGAAAAGCGGAAGCUCUCGUGUGGUACGAUUAAGUAACGAAAAAAAAAAUGCAUUCUCACACUAUAAACAUUAAUCGGAAAAUCAACAAACGAGGUGGACUAGAAAACAAUGUUUUGAGGUCGAAUUUUACACGCACUUUUUGCAUCAACUUUUUAUUAACAGUAUCAAAGUAGAAAGAAUCAAAGUGAAAAAAAAAAACUAUAUAUUUAUACAGAUGUACCAAAAUGACGACACACACACGUAUAGUUAUUUGAGUGGAUGAGUAAUUUUAGGAUAUGUAGCGUUUUGGAAUGAACGUAGAGGUGAAGUUGUUUUUUUUUUCUUCUGUAAACGAAAUUGGUAUGAACUUUGUGGAAAAUUUUCGAUUAUUUAUUCACUUUAUUAUACGCUUCGCUGUUGAAGAGAAAUCGAUCGAACACUAGAAUAUUUUACCUUAUGAUUAUUGAAUUAAGCGUUGCUAUUUAUAACAUAGGAUCAGAUUUUUACCAUCGUUAUGUGAACAAAGACUUACCGCUAAUAAAUAUAUUUACAUUCAUGUGUGCAUUCGCGUAGUAGUCAUUGCGUGGCAUCUCAUCCAUUGGUUGACCCCGAAGGUGCCACUUUCAGGGUCAUAAUCUCAUUCAGUAGAAUGUUUUCGCAAUCCAUAGUAACAUGCACAUACUUCAUGACAAAACGCGAAAUAUUGUUUUCCAAAUUCACUACCGCACUCCGUAGAGAAAUUAAUAACGUCGUUGUGAAAAUACAUUGAACAUUCAUCAUCUCAGAAUUGUUUAUCCAUGUAAAUAAUAUUCAUAACCAUUUAUAUCGGCCAUAAUGCAUGUGUUUUAGUUAUAUCAUAUUUUUGUAAAAGCUUAGCAAAUCCCUCCCCCGGAGAAAUGCAAAUCACUUAAACCGAUGAGCUAGGGAAAAUUCAAGAAAUAACACUUGACAAAUUUAAAAUUUGUUGAUAAAACACUGUAAUAUUGGUAGAAGCAAGAAUAGAAGCAGACCAUUACCUUUUUCCGACACACUCUUAACAACAAUCAAAUAUACACUAUAAUACACCUACAUGCAUACACAAACCCACUCUCUCUUUCGUAGAAUAGCCGAUAAGUUUUAAAUCCGAAAUCAGGGGCCUCAUUGGGGAAGUCAAAACGAAGCGUUUUUCGUAUGAACGCUUGUAUGAAAAAGUCGAUUCGGCUUGGUUCCAUAAUGUGACGCCAGAUUUGACCACAGAUAGAUUCGACGCGCGUAUAUACAACAAAAUGGAUACUUAACGAGGGAAAACAUUGCAGUCCUAUUUGCGCGAGCAAAGUUGCUCAUUUAUAGAUAUAUAUCAAAAAUAAAACAAAAAGAAAGCAGUAAUUACUAUUACACAUUGAAUCAAAGAUAUUAAUUCUUGAGUGGAGCCAUUUUGCGAACAAGUCACAAGACACACACACACACACAUAGCGCGCGUACACAAGCAUCAUGGUAGCACAGAGAAAGCUAGCGAAAUCGGUUCCCGUGUUUGCCAAUAAAAAGCGGAUCCUGUUAAGAAUGAAUAGAAGACGAUGCUAACGGGAAUCGACGUAUCUAUUUACUUUCCAAAAGUACAAAAUAACCAUUAACGUGGGGAGAAAUUAAAGCAAACUAAAACAAAGUGAGGAGAAAAUUUGGAGAGCGAUGAGUCACAGAUAUUAGCUAAGCGAUUUUAAAUUUAUCUUUCCGAAAAGUGAUACUGA